AUGGAGAAUCUGCCUCAAGAUGGUGAAGCCCAAGGAGGCAAUGGUCCAGGAGCUGAUCAUUUUAGACCACAGCGCCAGCCACAACAUCCACAGUGCCAAGCUCGUGCCAUUGGAGCUUAUGAUCAACCUCACAUUCAUGAGAACAACAAGUAUCAUGGUCAUGCUGCUGAAGACCCUUUUGAUCACUUGUACAAGUUUGAUCAGUACUGUGGCUUGUCCAAGACAAAUGGUAUUUCUGAAGAUGCUUUCAAGCUAAAGCUAUUUCCUUUCUCUUUGGGAGACAAAGCACACCAAUGGGAGAAGACUCUUCCAAUUGACACUGUCACUACUUGGGAAGAUUGCAAGAGAGCUUUCCUAGAAAAGUUUUUCUCUACUUCAAGGACAGCUAAGAUCAGGAACGAAAUCUCCGGAUUUCAACAAAAAGGUCUAGAGAGCUUCAGUGAAGCAUGGGAAAGGUUCAAGGGUUAUUGGUCUCAGUGCCCUCAUCAUGGUUUCAGCAAGGAGAGCUUGCUUAGCACCUUCUAUAGAGGAGCCUUACCACAGUGCAGAAACAGGCUUGAUACUGCCAGCAAUGGUUUCUUCUUGGGGAGAACUGAAGAAGAAGCAGAGGAACUGGUGGAGAACAUGGCUAAGAGCGACUCAUUCUACAGCGAGGAGCAUGAUAGGGUCAACAGAAAUGAUGAUCAACAGACAAAGAGAGAGAUCAAGUCCCUGCAGGAGAAGAUGGACUUGCUUCUUUCUAACCAAGCUAAACAAGAGCAUGUCAACUUUGUGGGUGGUCCUAUUCAAGAGAUUCCUCCCAAGAUUAAUGAGGUUGAUGGUUUGGAAGGACAAGAAGAGUUGUGCUUCAUCAACAAUAAUGGUUCUUGGUACAGGAAGGAGCCUAACUUUCAGUACAACAACUAUCAACAAAAGUCCUACUCAAACAACCAGCAAGGAGGAUACCAGCAGAGGCAAAACACUCAGCAAGGGAGCUAUCAGCCUAGGCAAAACACCCCUCCUGGUUUCAACAAUAACAACAAUCAGUCUACUCAAGCUCAAGGAAGUUCUUCACAGGCUCCAGCUUCAGAUACAAGUGUGGAUACAAUGUUCAAGAAACUUUUGGAUUUUCAGGCCAAGAAUGAGAAGACAAUGGGUUAUGAGUUCACGAAAAUUCACUCCAAGAUUGAUGGAAGUUACAAUGAGCUCAACAACAAGAUCCGCCAUUUGGAGAAUCAGUUUGCUUCAAUGAACUCUCAGCCAAGUCGCCAACAAGGGGCAUUACCUGGAAAGCCAGAGCAAAAUCCCAAGGAGACAAUGAAAGCCAUCACCCUUAGGAGUGGAAAACAGCUACCACCAAGAACUCUCAUUAGGGAUAAUGAGAAGCAAGAUGGGGAGGUGGUCAUCAAUGUGGAUGAUGAUGUAGUUAUUAUGGAUGAGAAGACCAAUGAAGAGAUCUUGGAGAAAAUAGUUGAAGCAAAAGGAAAGGGUAAAAUUGGAGAAGAAAAGAAGGGGGGAGAACAAGAAUGA
Molecule: messenger RNA, 1509 nt
Organism: Brassica napus (rape)
Lineage: Eukaryota; Viridiplantae; Streptophyta; Magnoliopsida; Brassicales; Brassicaceae
Exons: 2
Coding region: 1-1509 (502 amino acids)
Source: RefSeq, a predicted model, not a curated record